Messenger RNA from Linum tenue, 911 nucleotides. The record is from the annotation of a GenBank genome assembly. NCBI's taxonomy places the organism in Eukaryota, Viridiplantae, Streptophyta, Magnoliopsida, Malpighiales, Linaceae.
AUGCUGCAUGGAUGGCAGGAUGGAAAACUUCCGGUCGACAUAGCUUGUGUAAUUAGUAACCAUGAAAGAGGUGCAAAUACACAUGUGAUUCGUUUCCUCGAAAGAAAUGGGAUCCCUUAUCAUUAUUUAGACACAAGCACAGAGAAUAAAAGGGAGGAGGAGAUUUUGAAAUUGGUCCAGAAUACUGAUUUCCUAGUACUUGCCAGGUACAUGCAGGUACUAUCUGGUAAAUUUUUAAGAAGCUACGAGAAAGAUGUAAUUAAUAUUCAUCAUGGACUUCUGCCAUCAUUUAAAGGCGGAUUCCCUUCUAAGCAGGCUUUCGAUGCAGGUGUGAAAUUAAUUGGCGCAACAUCUCACUUCGUCACUGAAGAACUUGAUUCAGGGCCUAUUAUUGAACAGAUGGUUGAGAGAGUCACACAUAGAGAUAAUCUUCGAAGUUUUAUUCAGAAGUCGGAGAACUUGGAAAAACAAUGCCUUGCCAAAGCUAUAAAGUCAUAUUGUGAACUAAGAGUGUUACCCUAUGAGCAUAACAAGACUGUCGUCUUUUGAGGUAAAAAAAAAAGACUAGAUUCUUGCAUUUAGUAGGUAGUUAUUUUAGUCUGUACAAUCCACUCAUUCAUCAAAUGAUAGAUUGAUACAUCAAACCAGUAGAAGCAAGAGUGAACUACAAUGAUGUACAUCUUACGUUUAUUCAACAUGGGAAUUUUGCAAAUACAUAGUUUUGUCACCUUAGGAUUUUCUGUUGUUUUAUUCUCAUCUGUUUGUCUGAAUUAGUACCAAGAGCAAUUCAUACUUGGCUUCAAGUGUCUGAUGGAUGCUCUAACCGCAAAUUGUGUUAAUCCCAGAGGAUGCGUUAUAUCUGGUUUAGAAUUUGAAAUGGGAAGAGUGUAGAGAAACAAAGAAACUAGAUG